CCGAAAAAUGCGUGCAGGUUUGGCAGGUCUGCAUCACAUAAAUACUUAUAAAGCAACAAUACACUUACUUCAGAAAUGGACCAUUCUGCACAACGAGUCAUUUUACUUUCAAUGCAUUUAGUAUAUUUUGAUGCUGUAUACUUCUAUUAGACUUUUACUUGUGAUUCCACAGUGUGGUGAUUUUACCUGAGGCGAAGAUCUGAGUACUUCCUGUUCGACACUUGUUUGGCUACUGUGUGGGCAUGCGCAGUGUGGGAACGGGUUUCCCUGGGUUACCAUCAACAAGUCAGUUAGCUCGCCGGGGCUACGUCAACGUGCCGUGAGAUAAACAGUUGUUAUAUCGGUGUUGUGUGUUAUGAACCACACGGUGGUCGUGUGGUAAUCGGUUAUGGUCACAGUCAGGUAAUGGUCGCACCGGAAGCUCUUCAGCUAUCUUCUUGUUACCGUGCAGUUAGCUAACAGCAGCUAACGCUAAUGCUAAGAUCAGUAAACGCAACGGGAGGAACGUGUUCAUAGUUUCUAGGAUGACGAACCAAGAGUUCAGGACACUGGCUUACGCGAAAAGCCCGAAAACAUCGAGAAGAACGACAUUUCAGGAUGAACUUCAGGCCGCUGUCUCUGCCAGGGCAAUUAAAACAAAGACAGAUCACUACUCCUACUCGGAUGACUUCGACGAGGAUGAAGAUGAUUUAUUCAGUGAACUCCUCAAGUCAAGAAGAAAGAGGACUGAUGCCUUUAAGUCUGGCAAGUCCAAAGCCAAAAUCAACAACUUUGAGCUCUCAGACGAUGAAGGCAAACAUGGGAAGACAAAGAGAGUUUCAUUCCUGAAAACCCAAAGAAUCAGCUUUCCCUCGGGGGACACAUCAGAGUCACGCGAAAACGAGCCACCGGACUCCUCCCUCGGUGGACACAACAAUAACAACAACUCAUUUUCUUCACCACACACCACAAGUUUUAGCAAAUAUGACUCGCAAUAUAGAAAUGGUGUUGAUCCCCAAAUCCCAAGAGAGAGCUCAAGUAAAUCUCUCUCAUACCAAACCUCAGACGACACUCUUCUGGACAUGCCUUUGCCUUUACCAUCAGACAGCAGUGUGGUGGAAACUCCAGGUCCUGAGGAGAAUGGCAACCCUGUUCUGGGAGACAGCACCCGGACUCCAAAUCUACCCAGACCUGACCUCAACCACACGCCUUCAGAUAUUGCCACAGAGAGGGAGCCACCCAAACCCAAACCAAGACAACGGACUCUUGUAUUAAGCUCUCAGGUUGCACAGAAAUUGCCCGAAGAAAUGGAAUCUCAGGAUCUCAGCAGGCCCCAGACUUCCUCUGCAUCCAUUCCCCUUUCCACUGACGCAUCCAGCAACACCGCCGUGAGGAGCUGCAGUCCACAUUUGACAGAGGAGGAUCACGCAGUUUCACGUAGCCUCAGCAAAUCCUCUUCGAGUAAGAGUGAGCAGUCACUGCUCUUCACCAAGUCAACGAUUGAUUCUGGAUCCAGAGGCGACUUCAUCUCUGAUGACAGCAAGGAUCAGGAGAGAAAGUUCUCUACAUCCUUCGAAGAAUUGACUGGAGACUUUGGAGAUCACACAGAUCCUUCUGUUGCUCAACUUUCUCACACCCAGGAAAAGUCUUUUGACACCAGGACUUCUAGCUUUCACUCAAAGACAACUCCGAGAUGUCAGAGUGCAUGCUCCAGAAAAGUGGAAUCAAAGUAUUUGGGAACUCUCAAAGUUCUGGACCGAAAAGUUUCACUACAGGAGUCUCAACCACAAGCAGCUGAUUCACUCAGAGCUGCCAUUUACCAGGAAUGGCUUAAAAAGAAAAAGGAAAAGUCAGGAGAUAACAUGCAACGAAAGAAGAAGGAACAAAUCCUCCAGGAAAAAAAGAAAAAGGAAGAAGAGGCAAAAAAGGAAGAUGCUGUUGCAUCAUACGUAGCUUGGAAAGAAAAGAAAGCAGAGAGUCUCAAAGCAAAAGCCAAAGAAAAGCAAGACAGGAUGAGAAAAGACCAGAGAGUGAGUGAAGAGAAAGAAGAAAAAAGGCACUCUGCUAAGCAGGUGUUUGAAAAAUGGAAACAAGAGCACGACCAUCUACUCAAAGAGAAGUACAGAAAACAGAAAGAAGCUGAAAAUAAACUUCAGCUAAACAAGCAAAAAAAGAAGGAAGAACGAAAGAGAGAGAGCAUGUCGGCUUUUUCUAACUGGUGUGAAAAGAAGAAAGAUGUUCUCCAAGAAAAAGUCACAACGGAGCGCAAAGAAUUCCAAAAUAAAGCAGAGGAGGAGCAAUACAUGAAAGAAGAGAGAGAUAAAAUGGCUUUAGAGAUGUAUGAAAACUGGUUGGCAAGAAAAGAGUUAGAACAGAAGAGACAGAGAGAAGAAAGAAGGAUACAAGCGAUUCUCCGAGACAGUCCUCCUCCACCGUGGAGCCCUCCUAAUAAAACUAUAGCAUUUCGAAAAUAACAUUAGGAAUGUAUAACAACACAUCUUGAAUAUCUGUGGAAGCUGUGUUGCAUUUUAAGUUACGUAUUGUACUGUAUUUUCCAUCCAAAGUAUGUUUUUUUAAUCAAAUAACAAAACAUUUGAACAAAUGUGUAACGCAUCAUUGUUUACGAAUGUGUUGAUCUGUUAUUACCAUAUUAUAUAUCCUCUGGUUUCCCUGCUAAGUUCACCUCCGCCAAGAAAGUUUGAUGAUUUUACGUCUUACGUUUGUUUGUUAGCAGGAUUAUUCACCAAAAAGUUAUGGACGAAGGAUUCUUUGCCAUUGUGAGUGGGAUUGCUUCGCUGAUUCAUUGGGUGAUUUAUUUGGGGUCAUCUUUAUGAAGGAACACAAGUGUCUCUCAUUGAUGCUUUUUUUUUUAAUCCAAAGAUUUAAGUAGCUGUAGAAAUAUUGUCUAAGCAAAGUCCCAACUCACCGUACGGUUGUUGAGGCUUCUUCCAGGGACCUCACGGAACCUAUAGAAGUUGAGUAAGCUCAUCAUUUCUUGAAGCACCCUCAAAUAUAUUUUUAAAUUCCUUGGGUACUGUUAACAUUUGACGUACCUUUUCAUUUGUGUAGUCUAUAAGGGCUCAGAAUGUAGAACACUUUUUAACAUCUACCUUUCACCGGCAACAGGUUAUGGUCAAAAUCUCCCAAAGGAAUCUGAAUUGAGACAAUGGCCAUUUUGAUCCAGGCUGGAUUACCGACCAGGCAAAGUGGCUCAAACUGCCCAGGGGCCCGUGUGAUGCGCACCAAGGUGGAUCCUGCAUUGAAAGCAGAAUCUCUGACUGUCUUGUGUAGGUGUCCUGUUUUGCCUCCACUGACUCCUUUGCUCUGCUUUUACUUUGAAAAUCCCUGAGCGGAAGCUGGCCCGGUGGCUGAGUGUGUUCCCGACACACGAAUGCCUCCGUGUACAUAUAAAGGUGGCGCUUG
Scophthalmus maximus (turbot) is the source of this 3402-nucleotide messenger RNA. RefSeq names its product microtubule-associated protein 9 (gene map9). The transcript has 13 exons. The coding region runs from base 525 to 2453 and encodes 642 amino acids. The record is from RefSeq and is a predicted model, not a curated record. Gene Ontology annotation, molecular function: microtubule binding. Gene Ontology annotation, biological process: mitotic spindle assembly; mitotic cytokinesis; regulation of mitotic cytokinesis. Gene Ontology annotation, cellular component: astral microtubule. Lineage: Eukaryota; Metazoa; Chordata; Actinopteri; Pleuronectiformes; Scophthalmidae.